GGAGCCCGCGGGCUCGCGUGCCGGGUUUUUUGGGGGAGCAGCAGCGAGUCCCGGCGCUCGGGGAGGGGGCUCGCCGAGGACCAGCCCGCGGGAGCCUUUAAAAGGACUUGUCGGGGCUGGAAGGAGCUCAGGCAGGGGAGGAAAUGCGGGUCUGCCCCCUCGGCGGGCAGUGGGGGCUCCGGCCCCUCCCGGGAGCUGCGCGGACCCCGCACCGUGGAAGUUGGGGGGGCUGCGACCCCCGAGGUGCGGGGUCGGGGCAGAGCGGCGGGAGCGGCAGAGCCAGGAACAAGAUGCCCCUGAAGCUUAACCUCCUUUAACCUUAAAAGUAAAAAAAACCGAGGACCAGAAGUUAUGGAUCCUUUGUACUUUUCCAACACCUUCGGCGUGGAGGGCGGGCCCAGCGCCGGGAACUCCUCCCUGCUGGCGAACCUGACGGAGAACGGGACGCUCCCGGAGCAGCCCUCCUUCAAGUACAUCCACAAGGUGCUCAUUCCCAUCUGCUACCUGCUGGUGUGCGCCGUGGGGCUCAGCGGGAACACGCUGGUCAUUUACGUGGUGCUGCGCCACGCCAAGAUGAAAACGGUCACCAACAUCUACAUCCUCAACCUGGCCGUGGCCGACGUGCUCUUCAUGCUGGGCCUGCCCUUCCUGGCCACCCAAAACGCCAUCUCCUACUGGCCGUUCGGCUCCUUCCUGUGCAGGCUGGUCAUGACCGUGGACGGCAUCAACCAGUUCACGAGCAUCUUCUGCCUGACGGUGAUGAGCAUGGACCGGUACCUGGCCGUGGUUCACCCCAUCAAAUCCACCAAGUGGAGGCGGCCCAGGGUGGCCAAGCUCAUCAGUGUGACUGUGUGGACAUUCUCCUUCCUGGUGGUGCUUCCAGUCAUCAUCUUCUCGGACGUGCAGGAGGACUUCCAGACCUGCAACAUGAACUGGCCGGAGCCCGUGAGCAUCUGGUCGGCGGCUUUCAUCAUCUACACCUCGGUCCUGGGCUUCUUCGGGCCCCUCCUGGUGAUCUGCCUGUGCUAUCUGCUGAUUGUCAUUAAGGUCAAGUCGUCGGGGAUCCGGGUGGGGUCCACGAGGCGCAGGAGGUCGGAGAGGAAGGUGACCAGGAUGGUGGUGAUCAUCGUGGUGGUCUUCGUGCUCUGCUGGCUCCCGUUUUACACCAUGAACAUCGUCAACUUGAUAUUCAUCCUGCCGGCAGACCCCGUGCUGGUGGGCUUGUACUUCUUCAUGGUGGUCCUGUCCUAUGCAAACAGCUGUGCCAACCCCAUCCUUUACGGCUUCCUCUCCGACAACUUCAAGCAGAGCUUUCAGAAGGUCCUUUGCCUCCAGAAGGGCAACGGCGUGGAGGACGGGGAGCCCGUGGAACACAGGCAGGAGAACAGCAGCCGCCUGCAGGAGUCCAUGCUGACCCAGAGGAACGUGGAAUUCAACGGCCACAUGCAGACCAGCAAGGUCUGAGGGCAGGGGCUGGCGCUGCAAAGGGCUGGUAGAGCUGGAGAACUUCGUGGGGGGGCUCAAGGAGAGAUGGAUUCGUGGCAAAGGUAAAACUGUGGAGACCCACGGGCUGAAACAAAUGUACAUUAGAAGUGGCCUCACUCCCCUCCCUCCCCCAGCUCCGAGUGGCAGGGGCUGCACUGGGCUCUGGCCGAGCUCUCGUGGUGACCUGGGUCACGUGGGGACCCUUUUGGGGUCCUCUGGAGAACUGAUUUCCAGGCUUUGUACUGCCCUGUAGAUGCAAAACCCCCCGAGAGC
This is a messenger RNA of Empidonax traillii (willow flycatcher), 1758 nucleotides long. It is a transcript of the gene SSTR5, whose product is annotated as somatostatin receptor 5. The record is from RefSeq and is a predicted model, not a curated record. The transcript is spliced from 2 exons. Gene Ontology annotation, cellular component: neuron projection; membrane. Gene Ontology annotation, biological process: cellular response to glucocorticoid stimulus; neuropeptide signaling pathway; regulation of insulin secretion. Bases 352 to 1464 code for a protein of 370 amino acids. Gene Ontology annotation, molecular function: neuropeptide binding; somatostatin receptor activity. Lineage: Eukaryota; Metazoa; Chordata; Aves; Passeriformes; Tyrannidae.